Messenger RNA from Oryzias latipes (Japanese medaka), 4073 nucleotides. It is a transcript of the gene cckbrb, whose product is annotated as cholecystokinin B receptor b. Gene Ontology annotation, molecular function: gastrin receptor activity; neuropeptide receptor activity. The record is from RefSeq and is a predicted model, not a curated record. Gene Ontology annotation, biological process: neuropeptide signaling pathway. Gene Ontology annotation, cellular component: plasma membrane. NCBI's taxonomy places the organism in Eukaryota, Metazoa, Chordata, Actinopteri, Beloniformes, Adrianichthyidae.
CGCAGCUGCGCGCUUCGCUUCUUGUCUCUCCUGGAGCGCAAAGAUCCACAUGACGACAGAGCGGGACGCGUUUGGGGGGAUAUAAAGACGGAGAGCCAAAGACAGCCUGGACAACAAAGAAAAGAAACUGUCUUCUCUUUCUAUUUUUUGCAACGUAGUUUGUCAAGUGUGAUGGACCAUGGCUGCAGAUCUCACCUUUUCCCAAAAAACUAAAUUGACUUAAAUAUUUACAACAAAAUCUUUUUUUUUAUUCUUACAAUAAAACUUAAAGACAUGGAUACUUUGAGAAACGAGACAGCAUCAACCAUCGAGUGCGUCGCCGGCGCGCUGAUGGAGCAGCUUCAGAGCAGAGCGGCUUACAACGGGAGCCUGGAGACUGAGAACAUCUCCUGCGUGAACCCGUCCACGCUUCCAACGCCGCAGCGCGUGAGACACAGAGAAGAGGGCCACACGCUCCGGAUCCUGCUUUACUCGCUCAUCUUCUUCCUGAGUGUCUUUGGAAACCUGCUCAUCAUUGUGGUCCUCACUGUCAACAAGCGAAUGCGCACCGUCACUAACACCUUCCUGCUGUCUCUCGCUGUGAGCGACCUGAUGAUGGCCAUCUUCUGCAUGCCCUUCACCCUCAUCCCCAACAUCCUCAAGGACUUCAUAUUUGGAGCAGCCAUGUGCAAGAUCGUGUCCUACCUCAUGGGCAUAUCAGUGAGCAUCUCCACGUUUAGCCUGGUUGCCAUAGCAAUCGAGCGCUACAGUGCCAUUUGCAACCCCCUGAAGUCACGGGUGUGGCAAACCCGUUCCCAUGCCUACCGCGUGAUUGCUGCUACAUGGGUGCUGGCCUUCAUCAUCAUGGUCCCCUACCCAAUUAUCAGUCACCUGGAGCCUUUUCAGGGUUCUGCCAACACCACAGCGCACAAGUGUCGCCACAAGUGGCCCAUCCAAACUGCUGAGCAGACCUGGUAUGUAAUGCUUCUGCUAAUAUUGUUUGCCAUUCCUGGAGUGGUUAUGAUCAUUGCCUACGGACUGAUCUCCAGGGAACUUUAUCGAGGAAUCCGGUUUGAGAUGGGCCAGAAAAAAGACUCUACUGAUGUGAAGAAUGGCCUGACCUCAACCGUGUCUAAUGUUAGCGACGAUGGAGAUGGCUGUUAUGUUACUGUGGUCCAGAGGCCCCACUCAAUGGAAAUGUCCACCAUGGCUGCAUCAAUCAGGCAGGUAAAAGCGGACAGACCACGCAGCAACACGUCAGAGGCCAAGCUGGAGGCCAAGAAGCGAGUCAUCCGUAUGCUUGUGGUCAUCGUCGUCCUUUUCUUUCUCUGUUGGAUGCCUCUGUACUGUGUCAACACCUGGAGGGCUUUUGAUGACAGCUCCGCCACCCGUGCUCUCUCCGGAGCACCUAUUGCUUUUAUCCACUUGCUGAGCUACACCUCCGCCUGUGUCAACCCCAUCAUCUACUGCUUCAUGAACACUCGCUUCCGCAAAGCCCUGCUCUCCACUUUCUCGUGGUGCGGCGCUCCCUGUCGUCACUGCUGCCGCCGUCGUGGGCUACGCGACAUCGAGGAAGACGUUAUGGCAACGGGGGCCUCCAUGUCAAAGUUCAGUUACACUACAGUCAGCACCAUGGGAAACUGCUGAGAGAGAUGUGGACACAAUCCAGAAGGGACAGUUACCACGGCAACACAGCAUCUCACAACCCUUGUUUCAGGCCAACACUGUGCUCAUUGGGACAGUAAUGUGAAGAGGGGAAAGGGACCAUUUAUUGUAGCAUUAAAACAGCAUCGUCUAUUACUGUGAGUGAAGGUAUGUAAAGAUUAUUUGACAAAAGUCCAUUUUUGAGUGUAAAUACCCACAUAUAUGAAGAACUUUGUGUGACUCAUCUCUGUUGACCAAGAAAAUUCUUGACUUGAAUGUUUACAGUAAGGUUCAUGCGUGUCUGUGUGGGAGUGUGUAAUGGCGAGGAUGUGUUUCACUGCAUUCUAUGCUACAGGUUUUCUUAAUGACGUCUAUAUGUUGCUAUUUUAAACUUAUGUGUUGCUGUUAGUUGCUGGAGUGGCUCUGUGUUGAUGUAGGUAAAGCGGCUGCCUUGUGGACUAAGUGCCUGCCUUUAAAUACUGUUGCUGCAUUAAUCUCAUAUUGAUCUGUUGCAUCUGUUCCUUGUGUAAUAGCUGCUGGGACACUCUUGCUUUUUGAGUUUCCUCACUACAGCUGGUUGGUAGGCCCUGUUACAGAUGUUUUAAAGCUAAUUCCAGAGACUUUUUAUGAACAUGCUCUCCUUAUUGAGGAGAUUUUUAAGCAAUUAGUUGAAGGGUUGGCAUGAACUUUGAGCUACAUCUGCUUAACUGCAGUUUAGCUAAAGAAGUUGGAAUGUUACCCUUAAAAAACACUUUUUUUUCUUUGCUGCUCUGGAAAUGUUGUCUCAUGCACUGACCUCGUUUCUGUACUCCAUACUUUCUCCUGCAUCCAUGGAAAUGUGUCUCAAAUAAAAAAGACGAAUCGACAAUGUCAAAUGUAUUGACCUUUGAAUGGUCAAAUUUGAUUAUAAAUGCAUAAAAUUAAAUCAUCUGAUCCAAACCCAUUGACUGUAUAUGAGACCUGGACCGAGUGAGCAUGACGUCACUUACUUUUGCCUCCAACAAAAUUAAGUAAAUUCAGUCCCCAUUUUUUUGCCAAAUGAAUGCCACCAUAUUGAAGCCAGACAUCAGUGUGAGUCAACAUUUCUAUGGCAACCACUCCCGCCAAUCUGGAGUGAACUUGUUGGAGGUCCACACCCUCACCUCUUGAAUUUGUCAAUCCAUUGUUUGGUGUGAGAACACAUACUUUUAUUGAGGCAUCUAAUUUGCACUACAGAAAAACUAUCCUGAGUAGAACUAGAAUUGUUAUUCUGACAAAUAGUUAUUUCUAAAUAGAAUUCUAUGGGAUUUUGGCUUCUUCGAGCCAGCAGGUACUUCCUGUUUAAAACGCCAGGGGGGGAGGUGUCACAAGUCCAUUUCUCUUUACAGUCAAUGUCCAAACCACCUUUGUGAGAAAUAAUUUGAGUUCACAUCAGACUGAAGAGUCAGUUUCUGUGCAUUUGAGACGUUUCUGAAUAGAAACUUUAAGCUCAGCCUCAACGCUUGUGCAAUGCGUGAACUGCAAACGGCAGUGUUCAAAACCAAAUUCAUCAUUGGUUUUGCUGUGGAAGCCAGAAUAGAAAAAAAAAGAGAAAAAUACAUGGAGAUUCUUAAACUCAAUCUUUCGUUCCUGGCAAUUUGCAUUACCCUAAGGUGAAAGAAAAAUGCACGCUAUAAGCACGUUUUUGUGUAAAUAAACUUGGUAUAAACAUAUCCUGGAAAAAAAUAAAUAUUUAUAAAUCUGAGGUUUCUGAAAAUUGAAAUACAAUUUUUUUUUCUUUGAUGCACGAACCCAAUAUUUACAUCUAAUAUUUACAGGGCAUUUAGUGCACUUAGACAGUUGAAAAGCGUCGAGCUUCAUUUUAGAGCCAGCAUACGGCUGGAAUGAAUGGGUGUCAGAGUGGAGCCCAGCUAUUUGUUCUGGGUUCACCUGCAGAGCAGAAGCCUGAAUUUAGGGUCCUUUCUUGUCAGCUCUGCUUGUCGUGGCUGUUAUUCUUGGGCCUUGACUCACUCGCACACUAAUUGUGUUAAAAAGUCAGCCCUGCCAGGUGCAACAAGUGAGGAGAUUUUUCUGAGUGCAGCAAAACACAGUGCUGUCAGUGUCGCCGUUUAUGAUGAAUGACUUGCUUUUGUGGGUUUUUUUUCCUAGGCAGUCAUAAAAUGAUUUUCAUUUCUAAAGUGAAGCACAGACUUUGUGUUUAAAUAAUAUUAUUCUUAAUUACGGUAAGGAUGGCAAGGACACACGCCAAAACCUUCAUUAACAAAUGCAAAAUUAGGAACAUUAACAUCCUGUUAAUGCUGUCAAACACAAAAAUCUUACAUUGAUGCCCUAAUCAAUUAGUAUAACGCCAAACCUACACUGGUCUGCCUGCAGUGCUCCUCUGUUGCGUUGUGUGGGGAGUCCGUGUCACAACUGUCAGUCAUUUUACACAAGCUGCGUUUCCAUAACACAUAAGCACUUUGGGUAACACU